Molecule: messenger RNA, 1165 nt
Organism: Nanorana parkeri
Lineage: Eukaryota; Metazoa; Chordata; Amphibia; Anura; Dicroglossidae
Gene: RPA2
Product: replication protein A2
Exons: 9
Coding region: 85-906 (273 amino acids)
Biological process (GO): nucleotide-excision repair; double-strand break repair via homologous recombination; DNA replication
Cellular component (GO): nucleus; site of double-strand break; chromosome, telomeric region
Molecular function (GO): DNA binding
Source: RefSeq, a predicted model, not a curated record
GGGGGCGGAGUUUUUGAAAGGUUAGCGCGCGCGCAUAGGCUGCUUGUGGUUCUUGGAGUGUGAAGCUGCUGGAUUGUGGGCAAGAUGUGGAAUAAUCAUGGUGGUUUUGAUGGCGGCUACGGUGGCACUAUGGGCGGUGGAGGGUAUGUGCAAUCACCAGGAGGCUUUGGGUCCCCUGCACCUACACAAGGCGAAAAAAAAGCUAGGUCCAGGACACAACAGAUUGUUCCCUGUACAGUUUCCCAGCUGCUCUCUGCCACCCAAAGUGAUGAGCUCUUCAAGAUAGGAGAAGUAGAACUGUCUCAGGUUACCAUAGUUGGCAUAGUGAGACAUGCAGAAAAAGCACCAACCAACAUCUUGUAUAAAGUAGAUGACAUGACUGCAGCACCCAUGGAUAUCAGACAAUGGGUGGAUACUGAUGAAGCAAGCUGUGAAAAUGUAGUUGUGCCUCCUGGAAGUUAUGUGAAAGUGUCAGGACACCUUCGUUCCUUUCAGAAUAAGAAGAGUGUAGUUGCUUUUAAGAUUGCUCCUGUUGAAGAUAUGAAUGAGUUUGUGUCGCACAUAUUAGAAGUUGUUCAUUCUCAUAUGAGUCUCAACGCUCAGCCUGGAGGUAGUGGAUCUGCUGUGGCACUCAGUACACCUGGUCGUGUGGGCAUGGAUACAGGUGGCAGUUUCUCUGGAGGAAGUGAUAUGCAUACAAAUGGAUUGACGCCCCAUCAGAGCCAGAUUUUAAAUUUUAUAAGAAGCUGUAAAGGAAAUGAAGGAAUGGGCUUUGAAGAACUGAAGUCUAGGCUGCAUGGAAUAAAUGUGAAUACUAUCAAACAAGCUUUGGAAUUCCUCAGCAAUGAAGGUCAUAUUUAUUCCACUGUAGAUGAUGACCAUUAUAAGUCAACGGAUGGUGAUUGAUAAUUCACGUGGGAGCCAAGAAAGCACUAACAGUAACCUUGGAGACGUAUUGGCUGAUUACGUGAACAGACUACCACAGCUGGUUAUUGUUUGGCACUUGUAUAGCCAGCUAUGCAUAGUAUAUUGUCCACCACUCUUUUAGUACAUAAAGAUUCACAUAUAAUUACUACAGAACCCUGGGAGGGAAUUUUGUAAAAACAUGUAGCUUGUGUUGAUUCAUCUGGGCGAUGUCAACCAAAAACUACCAGUUCAUUUUUAG